Molecule: messenger RNA, 1506 nt
Organism: Homarus americanus (American lobster)
Lineage: Eukaryota; Metazoa; Arthropoda; Malacostraca; Decapoda; Nephropidae
Product: triosephosphate isomerase-like
Exons: 4
Coding region: 286-1095 (269 amino acids)
Biological process (GO): gluconeogenesis; glycolytic process; glyceraldehyde-3-phosphate biosynthetic process
Cellular component (GO): cytosol
Molecular function (GO): triose-phosphate isomerase activity
Source: RefSeq, a predicted model, not a curated record
UCCUCACAGUUACUCCCUGCUCACCCUGGCGACCUGAAGCCUCCAACAGUCACCCUCAGCUCACUCCUAGCCGCUGCGAAGUAGCGACUCUCUUGCAGCCAACCCCGGACAUAACCCCAGCCGCUGUGGAGUGGUGAAGCCUUCCUCUGCCAUAUUACAGCCACUAAACCAUCUCCCACGUAUCCAACUCUUCUUCCUUUUGAGUAUACAAUCUUCACUGAGUGUAGACUCAGCUGGGGUGUACUGUAGGUAAGCUUCCCUCAAUACCUCUUGCACACCGCCGUCAUGGUCGCCUCUCGGAGGUUCUUCGUCAUCGGCAACUGGAAGAUGAACGUCGACACGGCCACCAUCAACAACAUCAUCGACACCAUGACUGAUGCUUCCCUCGACCCUCACACAGAAGUUGUGGUUGGCUGCCCUUCCUGCUAUCUAUCGUACGCCCGCCAGCAGCUUCCUUCCAGAAUCGGUGUUGCCGCACAGAAUUGUUACAAGGUUGAUCGAGGCAACUUUAGUGGAGAAAUCUCACCGGCCAUGAUCAAGGACUGUGGGUGUGAGUGGGUCAUUCUGGGCCACCCGGAGCGUCGCACUAUCUUCAGUGAGAGUGACGACCUCAUCCACCAGAAGGUCACCCACGCGCUGGAUGCUGGCAUGAAGGUGGUGGCGUGUGUGGUGGAGACACAGAAGGACAAACAAACUGGCUGUACAGAGGAGACGCUCUUCGCCCAGUUGAAGGCUCUGGCCGCCGCCAUUACUGACUGGUCCCGCGUUGUUCUGGCAUUUGAGGCUCUCUGGGCCAGCGGCACUGGUGUACUGGCCACCCCCGCCGAGGUGCAGGAAGUGUUGGCCAAGCUGCGGCAGUGGCUGCGGCAAAAUGUGUCCAAUACAGUGGCCAACACGACCCGCAUCAUCUACGCGGGGUCUGUGUCCUCCACCAACUGUCAGGAGCUGGCCACACUGAAGGACCUGGACGGGUUCUUGGUGGGCAGCGCCGCCCUCAAGCCAGACAUCGUCCAUAUCAUCAACGCUCGAACUACUCACGUCUCCAGGCUUGCCAGUUACUUCAACUCUCUUCGCACUGAUGACCGCUCGGCCUGAAGAUCUUGUUCACAGAGCGACAGUGAACUUGUCUGCCCACGGUGAUGACACUGGAUCUUCUUCAUUACUCUGUUUGGCCCUCUACAACUCUACCUACGUGUAAUGGUUAUAUUAUUUGGUGUUGUCUCACGCUACCUAGCUGAUAGAACAGGCCAGUACUGUGUGCUGUAUCAUAGCUUAAGUAAACUUGUACAUAUUAUGUGCUUACCAUAGUAUUAUAUAGUUACGUGUAAGAGGUACGGAGCUGUUGCUUAUGCAAACAUAAGUCAACAACUUGAUCUAAUUUCCAUAUUUUUAUUUAUUUUAUUCUUAUAUUUCAACGGUGAUAAAUGUAUUAUAUGAAACAGGAGUCCUGUGUCACUGUUUUUGGAAUAAGAUGUAAUAAUGAUGGAGAAAAAACACGAAAAUUAA